Besnoitia besnoiti is the source of this 789-nucleotide messenger RNA. RefSeq names its product large subunit ribosomal protein IMG2. The coding region runs from base 1 to 789 and encodes 262 amino acids. The record is from RefSeq and is a predicted model, not a curated record. Gene Ontology annotation, biological process: translation. Gene Ontology annotation, cellular component: mitochondrial large ribosomal subunit; ribosome. The transcript is spliced from 3 exons. Gene Ontology annotation, molecular function: structural constituent of ribosome. Lineage: Eukaryota; Apicomplexa; Conoidasida; Eucoccidiorida; Sarcocystidae.
AUGCAGGCGAUCGAGACGCCGUGUCUGUUGUCCGCGUUGGGGCGCGGGAGAGUGCUGCUAGGCGAGCCGUGCGGCGCCUCCGUCGCUUUCCGGCCUCGCGUGCGCCCGUCUCUCUGUCUACUUCGUCGCCAGAGAAACCUGACACCAUAUCGCGAGACGUGUUCUCCGUCUCCGCGUUCCGCUGUCUCUGAUUCCAUCCCUCCUCAGCCUGCUUCGGAGUCUGGCUCGUCGUUCUCAUCGUCUUCACCCGCUCGCGCUCCCCCCGCCUCGCGGCCGGGCGGCACGGCUGCCCGUCCCAGCUUCUCUUUUUUUCCGUCGUCGGCGCAUCCUUUCUUCUCCAUCUCUAGACAGAGCCAACAGCUUCUGUCGCGCACCGCUUCGCUGUCUGCUGUCGCCUUCUCUUCAAUGCCGCGGAGGUCUUCCCUCCUUCUCUCUUUGUCUCCUCAGGCUGCCUCCUCUGAGUCUGCACUGUGCCCCGCCGCCCUCGGGCAGCAGAGACGCUCGCUCGUCGAAGUGAAGUUUGCCCAGCAGAGAGCAAAAGACACCUCGCACGUCCCGUUCAAAGUUGUGCGGACUCCCUCGGGCAACUUGCCGGUCUACUCGCGCGUCAAGAAACACGGCACCGAAGUAACAACGAUCGUGCGCCACGCCUUCGGAGACAUCACGGCGAUGAAGAAAGACUUAAUGGCUAUCUGCGAAGCGCCGGUCCGCGAACGACUGGGAACUCUCGAGGUCAAGGGCCUCCACGUCCUGAAAAUCAAGCAGUGGCUCCGCUCUCUCGGCUUCUAA